AUGCAGAUUUGCGAAGCUUUCCAGGAUCCGUCGGGUUCGCAUCCACUGCGCCACAUUAAUGUGGGCGCGCUGGUCAAAGAGAAAGGAUUCCAGGCGUCGUACGAUGCCGAGUGGGACUCCUACGAAGUGGACGAGGACCAGCUUCUGGACUAUCUCGAGCCUCUUUCUGGAGGUACGGCGCCGGAUCCGAUCGACGAGGACCCGGAGGGAUGCGAGCAGGCACGAGAACUCGCGAGCGACGAUGACACCCGUGGCGGCCUUGUUCUGGACUGGCAUACCUGCGAGGCAUGGCCCGAGCGCUGGGUUGAUCUGGUCCUUGUGCUGCGGUGCGAUCACCAGCGGCUGUGGGCGCGCCUGGAAAAGAGGUGUGUACCGCGUACUCACUGCAGGAACUACUCCGAGAAAAAGAUCGCCGAAAACAACGAGGCGGAAAUCAUGGGCGUCGUUAUGGAGGAAGCGCGAGAGUCGUAUGCACCAGAGGCUAUUGUCACGCUGCCGAGCGAUACAGCCGAGGAGAUGGAUGCGAAUGUAGAGCGUGUCGUGUCUUGGAUCCGGGCAUGGCGCCAGCAGCGUGGUCUGCCUUAG
Molecule: messenger RNA, 585 nt
Organism: Malassezia sympodialis ATCC 42132
Lineage: Eukaryota; Fungi; Basidiomycota; Malasseziomycetes; Malasseziales; Malasseziaceae
Gene: FAP7
Exons: 1
Coding region: 1-585 (194 amino acids)
Cellular component (GO): nucleus; cytoplasm
Molecular function (GO): ATP hydrolysis activity; AMP kinase activity; ATP binding
Source: RefSeq, a predicted model, not a curated record